ACAGGCUCUCCGCAAACGGGCUCUGGCGAAGCUUCGGUGACUAAAGGGGAAAUCUGACCAGCCAGGAGAUUCGACAUGAUGCUCUCUACGUGUGCCGCUGCAGUUAUUACGCUAAUGGCGUGGGUUCCCCCAGGUUACGCUCUCUAUUUUCACAUAGGGGAGACAGAAAAGAAAUGUUUCAUAGAAGAAAUUCCAGAUGAAACAAUGGUUAUAGGAAAGUACCGGACUCAGUUGUGGGAUAAGCAGACCGGGUCCUUUCUACCCGCCACCCCGGGUCUCGGGAUGCACGUGGAGAUCAAGGAUCCGGACACUAAGAUCAUCCUGUCCCGUCAGUAUGGUUCUGAUGGUCGCUUCACCUUCACCUCCCACACCCCAGGGGAGCACCAGAUCUGUCUGCAUUCGAACUCCACCAAGAUGGCGCUCUUCGCUGGUGGCAAACUGAGGGUGCACCUGGAGGUGCAGGUGGGUGAGCACACUAACAACUACCCAGAGAUCGCUGCCAAGGACAAGCUGACGGAGCUGCAGCUCCGGGCCAGACAGCUGCUGGACCAGGCGGAGCAGAUCCAGAAAGAGCAGAACUACCAGCGGUACCGUGAAGAGCGCUUCCGCAUGACCAGCGAGAGCACCAACCAGCGUGUGCUGUGGUGGUCCAUCGCCCAAACGCUCAUCCUCAUCAUCACCGGCAUCUGGCAGCUUAAACACCUCAAAAGCUUCUUCGAAGCCAAGAAGCUGGUGUAGCCCUGAGAAAAAGAGCCAAACCUGGAGACACCCCAGACACACCUUAACCCCCGCCCACCCCAGACACAUGGAGAGCAGAUGGAGAACUUCCCUGCCAGGAAUGCAGAGGGAACCUUGGGAAUCUUAAUCACCAAUAUGUGUAUUGUCUAUCAUCAUUGUUUACGUUUGGUCAUUUUAAUGUAUAUGUUGAUGUGGUUUCCUGUGUGUGAACUGCUAAAGAGACGUUACAAUGACUGCAUAGAUGGAGUACCAGUGCCACAUAACCAGCUUCAUGCCAUCGGUAUAGCAGUUUAAUUUGAUGAUGCAUAUUAAAUGCUUUUACAUCACCUGUGACUGUUCUAUUACCUGCUACUGGUGUGUGGUUAACAGUCCUGUUGUUACUCAUCCCAGUCACCCAGCUCUGUCUCAAACCUUCAUCUUGCUGCAGAACCUUCUAGCACAGAAGCAACUCACACAGGUCACAUAGCAUGGAGGAGGGUGGAUGCUAGCUAGCAUGAAGUAGGGUUAGAUGCGAGUUAGCACAAGGUAGGGUUAGCUGCUAGUUAGCAGCAGGUAGGAUUAUAUGCUAGUUAGCAUGGUAGCAUGGGGUAGGGUUAGCUGCCAACUAGCAUGAAGUUGAGUUAGAUUCUAGUUAGCAUGAAGUACAGUUAGAUGCUAGUUAGCACAAGGUAGAGUUAGAUGCAGGUGGACACUCGUUGGAACACAAGUGGGUUCUGUGCUAUGAUAGAUAGAGGACAAACCUGAGCCAUUUAUUAUCAUUUUGUUUUACUGUACAUUUUAGACCAUGUAAAGUGUGAUUUGUUUUAAAUUGUGUGUCGGAUUUCCAUGUCCUCAAUAAAACACUAAAAAUCC
This is a messenger RNA of Hypomesus transpacificus, 1590 nucleotides long. It is a transcript of the gene tmed4, whose product is annotated as transmembrane p24 trafficking protein 4. Lineage: Eukaryota; Metazoa; Chordata; Actinopteri; Osmeriformes; Osmeridae. The record is from RefSeq and is a predicted model, not a curated record. Bases 76 to 738 code for a protein of 220 amino acids. Gene Ontology annotation, cellular component: Golgi apparatus; endoplasmic reticulum; COPII-coated ER to Golgi transport vesicle. The transcript has 5 exons. Gene Ontology annotation, biological process: intracellular protein transport; endoplasmic reticulum to Golgi vesicle-mediated transport; positive regulation of canonical NF-kappaB signal transduction.